AUGAUAAGCAUGGAUAAAAUCCUACGAUAUGCAAAAGCAUUCAUUCUUCCGGAGAACGAGCUUUCUCCUAAUGAGAAAUGGAUAUUGGGUUUAAUCAACCUUCUGUCGGUAGUGCUCUUCUGGGUGGCGUCAUCGUUUCUUGUUAACGCAUUGGUAGAAGAAGACACUUACAAAAAGCCCUUCUUCAUAACCUACAUUAAUACUGGAUGUUUCUGUUUGUAUUUGAUCCCCUAUCUACAACAUAAGGACUUGUCUGUGUCACGGUUUAUUCGGCAAUUGAAGCGGGACUAUCAAAAGACCCUUAACAAGAAACGACUGUAUUCCAUAAUAGACUGCAUGAAUGAUGACGAGGAAAGAAAUAUAGGAGGGGGAGAAACACCUUCACCACCUGAUGGUAUUAUUGUCAAUCAAAAAGUUGCUUAUCUUACUCAAGCUAAUGACAAUUAUUCCAAUCACUCGUCUCCGUUAAUUCUGUCUCCAGUUGCAAGUGGUGCUACAACUCCUACAGAUGAAGCCAUUACAUCAUGUUCCUAUGGGACUAUUGCAUCACAUGAACACGAAAAUGAAGAGCCUUCUCGAAGACUAAGACAAUUGUCUGUGAUUGAAGAAACAAUGUCACUUCCUUCUUCCGAUGAGCAAGAUCCUUCUUCUGUCCAUCAAAGUCAUGAACUACUUAGUAUUUCUAAAUCAAUAGAUCCUUUGGAAGAAGAUAUGGACAUCAAUAUUUAUGAGACAGUGCUUCUUUCACUUCAAUUUGUGAUUCUAUGGUUUCUGGCCAAUUUGGCUACAAACGCUAGUCUUUCUUAUACCACAGUGGCAUCCCAAACCAUUCUUUCAUCAACAUCUUCAUUUUUCACUUUACUCAUUGGGUUCAUUUAUUCUGUUGAGAAGAUUAACGCAAACAAAGUCACCGGAAUUGUUCUUUCCUUUAUCGGAGUUGUCAUAGUCACCAAGAUUGAUACUUCAGGCUCUACAGGGAACUCUCCAGAAACUCCAACCAAACAAGCAUCGUUAAUACUAUUGGGAAAUGUCCUUGCUCUUGGGGGUGCAUUGAUCUACGGAGUUUAUACCAUCUUAUUAAAGGUAAGAAUCACUAUUCCACAUCUGAAAAAGGAACGGAACUUGAAUACUCACUUAUUCUUUGGAUUUGUGGGUAUCUUUUGCUUGGUACUUCUCUGGCCCGCGUUAUUUAUAUUGCAUUGGCUUCAAUGGGAGACUUUCGAAUUACCUUCAACAAGAGAAACAAUAACUUUACUUUGCAUAAAUGCCACCAUUACGUUUAUCUCCGAUUUAUGUUGGUGUAAAGCAGUAUUACUCACCAGUCCUUUGACGGUCACUGUCGGGCUUUCAAUGACUAUUCCUUUGGCAAUGGUCGGUGAUUGGAUCAUCAAACGAGUCGCAGUGAAUAUCUGGUACUUAUUUGGAGCCAUAAUUGUUACUCUUGGAUUCCUUAUAAUAAAUCAAGACGAACAGCAUGACUUUGUGGAUGCCCACAUAAUAGAACUACCUCAGAACACUUAG
Messenger RNA from Lizanozyma spartinae, 1521 nucleotides. RefSeq lists its product as uncharacterized. Gene Ontology annotation, cellular component: membrane. The record is from RefSeq and is a predicted model, not a curated record. NCBI's taxonomy places the organism in Eukaryota, Fungi, Ascomycota, Pichiomycetes, Serinales, Debaryomycetaceae. The coding region runs from base 1 to 1521 and encodes 506 amino acids. The transcript has a single exon. Gene Ontology annotation, biological process: regulation of peptide transport.